Messenger RNA from Vitis riparia (riverbank grape), 1622 nucleotides. RefSeq names its product mitochondrial inner membrane protease subunit 2. NCBI's taxonomy places the organism in Eukaryota, Viridiplantae, Streptophyta, Magnoliopsida, Vitales, Vitaceae. The record is from RefSeq and is a predicted model, not a curated record. The coding region runs from base 655 to 1185 and encodes 176 amino acids. Gene Ontology annotation, biological process: mitochondrial respiratory chain complex assembly. Gene Ontology annotation, cellular component: membrane; mitochondrial inner membrane peptidase complex. Gene Ontology annotation, molecular function: serine-type endopeptidase activity. The transcript has 6 exons.
ACCUCCUCUGCAACUGAACGUGUCUCCACCGGGGCUCACCUUUUCCCUUGCCAACACUCUCUUCUUUCAUCUCUUCAUCACUCCCUCAUCAUAUUUCCAUACCCAUUUUCCCUCUUUCCCACAGCCACAAUCCCAUCCGACCACACCCACGGACUAACGCCAUAUCGUCCCUGGCCUUGCCGCCACGGCCCCCAUCUCUGACUUUGCCAAGCAACCCAUCAUCGCUCUCUCCUUCGGCCCCACGGGAGAGCGAUCGUUACAAUAAUCUGAAACUGCAAAAACGGUUAAAAUUAAGAUGGGCUGAGCUGGAAACCCAAUAAUUGAAUGGGCUGGACUAGGGCCUUGAAAAGGAGGGUUAGGCCCAGCAGCCCCCAGCUUCAUCUUACAAGAGGAAAACGAUCCAACAGCCAUGGUAGGACUGUGCCCCAGAGCAAAACCCAUAGCAGCUCUCUAUCUUCCGGAUCAGGUUCCAUUUACAUUGUAAAAUCAGCUAAAGUACAAUGGUAAUGUGAGCCGUUUUCUUUCAAUUUGUGGGUUUUGGUUGUAAGCCAGAAACGUAGACACCUGAUCACCCAUACAUUUCUGGAUAGUUGUCAGACUGUACAAAUGGCAUCGGGUUAUGCCUGACAUGCAUCUGGUUGAGGAGACUUGGAUAUGGGAACUCGAAACUUUUUAUGGGACUUUGGUAAGAAGUGUUUCACAUUUGGGCUCAUAGGCCUUACCAUUUCAGAUCGAUAUGCCAGUAUUGCCCAUGUGCAAGGCCUCUCCAUGCAUCCCACAUUCAAUCCCAAUGCUAGAACUUUUAUGGGAUCAUUGACUGAUGAUUAUGUCUUGUUGGAAAAAUUUUGCCUUGAAAAGUACAAGUUUUCUCAUGGUGAUGUGAUAGCAUUCCGCUCCCCAAAUAAUCACCGUGAGAAACAAAUAAAGAGAAUAAUUGCCUUGCCAGGGGAUUGGAUCACAGCACCACAUUCAUAUGAUGUCUUGAGGAUUCCAGAGGGGCAUUGUUGGGUUGAGGGAGACAAUUCUGCUUCUAGUUUGGAUUCAAGAUCUUUUGGCCCAGUAUGUUGCCUUAACACCAUGUUCCUAUAUUACUUGAAGGAGGGGAGCUUUGGAGGUUCCUUUGGGUUUAGCUUGCGGAAGGGCUACCCACAUUGUGUGGCCUCCUCAGCGAAUAGGGGAAGUUGAGAGAAGAAUUCCUCAUGACAGAAUUUCUUUCGGCUAAUUGUGUUAGAGCUGCAGGUUCCUGUUUUGCUCCGGAAAACUUAUCCUUGAUUAAUUUAUUUAUUGAGCAUUUGCUGUGGCAGUGUUCUAUCAUUGAACUGGAGGGCUAUCUUGAGCAAGAAAACAAGCUGGUGUCUACUGUAACAAAUGUAACAAUAUACCCCCCAGUCAAAUUUUGACCCUGGUGCGAUCCCAUUUGGUUUUUGCAUGCUCAAAAUAUAAGAAUAGCAUGAUUCAGGAAAUAGAAAGAUAAUGUUGGUUUUACACUCACCUUGUAAGGCAGCCAUAGGAGUGUAAAUUUAGGACAAAUGAGUAGAUUAGCCAAAAUUUGUUUGAGGAUUUGGCCGGGGUGCUGCUGUUUGUGCUGUAGGUAGGGUGCUCCUCCAGAGGCCUUGAUAUCA